AUGGAUUUUAAAAGAGGAGAUAGAGUAGAAGUAUCUUCAAAAGAAGAGGGUUUUGUUGAAGAAGAUGAAACGAAGCUGUGGAGAGAAAUAGUUGAUGUAAAGAAUGUAAGGACUUUUCUGCCUGAGAUUAACUUAUACGAGUAUUCACUUCUUGAUAAGGUUGAUGUUUAUGAUAAUGAUGCGUGGUGGAUUGGGAGAAUUAGUGUUGUUCUUGAUGAUUCUAUGUAUUAUGUCUAUUUUGAAAAUUCUAGGGAUGAAAUUGCUUACCCUGUUGAUAAACUGAGGAUUCAUCAGGAGUUCGAUAAUGGGAAAUGGUCUGUUACUAAUCACAAAUGCCCGAUGUCGUUGGAUAUCCUACAGACAAUGGACCAAUUGAUCGUGACUGGAGACAGUGACCAAAUCUUGCAGAAAGCUAUUCAGCAACACGGGCGAGGCCAGGUAAUGGACACCCUGGCAGAAAUUCAGGAACGUCAUGGGGCUGUUAGAGACGUCGAGAGUAAGCUUCUUGAGUUGCAGCAGAUUUUCAUGGACAUGGCAGUGUUGGUGGAGUCACAAGGUGACAUGCUGGACAACAUAGAAUCACAGGUUUUAAGUGGUGUGGACCAUGUUCAAUCUGGAGCUGCUGCUCUUCAAAAAGAAAAGAAGCUUGAACGGAAUUCUCGAAAAUGGAUUCUAUUGAAAGGCCUCCUUUACAGGUUUGUUUUAACAAAAUUUGUCAAUGUACAACCUGAAGAUUGGGAUGACAAGGAGUACAUGGAUGAUCCUGAAGAUAAGAAGCCAGAGGUUGAGCAGUUAAGAAAGAGGUUUAUCCACUCUAUUGCUCCAAGAGGGCUUGCCGGUGAUAGACGGUAUGUAGUCCCUGCUUCAGGAUUUAGUUUUAGUGCACAGCAGAUAUGUUAA
This is a messenger RNA of Papaver somniferum (opium poppy), 900 nucleotides long. RefSeq names its product syntaxin-132-like. The coding region runs from base 1 to 900 and encodes 299 amino acids. Lineage: Eukaryota; Viridiplantae; Streptophyta; Magnoliopsida; Ranunculales; Papaveraceae. Gene Ontology annotation, biological process: intracellular protein transport; vesicle-mediated transport. The record is from RefSeq and is a predicted model, not a curated record. Gene Ontology annotation, cellular component: membrane. Gene Ontology annotation, molecular function: calcium ion binding; SNAP receptor activity; protein binding. The transcript is spliced from 8 exons.